UAGAAACUGACGCGUGCGUGGCUCUUGCAAGGAACGGAUGAGUCGGCCGGCAAUCAAUUUCAAUCUCUGCGAAUUAGGAAAUUAACAAGUAAUUAACCCAGGGCCGCCCCAACCCCUGGCGGUACUUCCUGUGUCCCUUACUCCGCUUUUCAUCCGACUGCGAAUUUUAUCAAUCGCUCCUCUUCUUAGGUCGAGACAAUGGUCCAAGUCAAUAAGAUUUGCUGUAUUGGAGCAGGAUAUGUUGGAGGCCCAACAUGCAGUGUCAUUGCACAGAUGUGCAAGGAGAUCACCGUGACUGUGGUGGAUGUAAAUGUCGAGCGAAUUAAGGCCUGGAAUUCCAACCAUCUUCCUAUCUUUGAGCCAGGUCUUCAGGAAGUGGUGGAGUCCUGUCGUGGGCAGAAUCUCUUCUUCUCCACUGAUAUCGACAGUGCGAUUAAAGAAGCUGAUCUGAUCUUUAUAUCGGUAAACACUCCCACAAAGACUUUUGGUAUUGGAAAGGGCCGUGCUGCGGACCUGAAGUACAUUGAGGCCUGUGCUCGCCGGAUAGCAGAGGUGGGCAACGGGGGCAAGAUAGUGGUGGAGAAAAGCACAGUGCCAGUGAGGGCAGCGGAGAGUAUUCGGAGGAUAUUCAAUGCCAACACCAAGCCCAACCUUAACCUUCAGGUGCUGUCUAACCCAGAGUUCCUGGCUGAAGGAACAGCAAUCGCUGAUCUCAAAAAUCCGGACAGAGUAUUGAUUGGUGGAGAUGAGACACCUGAAGGUCAGAAGGCCAUUCUGGCCCUCAAAAGUAUCUAUGAACAUUGGGUCCCGGAGAACAAGAUCAUUACAACCAACACCUGGUCAUCGGAGCUCUCUAAACUGGCUGCCAAUGCCUUCCUUGCUCAGCGGAUCAGCAGCAUUAACUCCAUCAGUGCCUUGUGUGAGGCAACAGGGGCUGACGUGGAGGAAGUGGCCCACGCCAUUGGCACCGACCAGAGGAUUGGAAGCAAGUUCCUAAAAGCCAGUGUUGGUUUCGGAGGCAGUUGCUUUCAAAAGGAUGUUCUCAAUCUGGUUUAUCUUUGCGAGGCCCUCAACCUUCCAGAAGUGGCCAGAUACUGGCAACAGGUGAUUGAAAUUAACGAUUACCAACGGAGAAGAUUUGCAGCACGUGUAAUCGGUUGUCUUUUCAACACUGUCACCGAUAAAAAGAUCGGAUUGUUGGGGUUUGCCUUCAAGAAGGACACUGGAGACACGAGGGAGUCUUCCAGUAUUUACAUAUCCAAAUACCUUCUGGAUGAGGGAGCCAGGCUGCACAUAUUUGAUCCAAAAGUGAAGAAGGAGCAAAUUGUUCAAGACCUGACUCACACCAGUGUUUGCGAUGAUGAUCCUGACAGGGUGUCACGUUUGGUCACCGUAUCGUUGGAUCCUUACGAGGCUUGUAAGAAUGCCCAUGCUAUUGUGAUCUGCACAGAAUGGGAUAUGUUCAAGGAGCUGGACUAUGAGAAGAUCUACAAGGCGAUGCUGAAGCCAGCAUUUAUCUUUGAUGGCAGGCGCAUUUUGGACAGUCUUCAUGAAAAGCUCCAGCAUCUAGGUUUCCAGGUUGAAACCAUUGGAAAGAAGGUAACUGAGAGGAUACCAUUCACUGCCAAUAAAGAUAUCUCAAGGAUCGACUUGCAAGCUCCUCCUGCCAAGAAGCUAAAGAUUUAACGUUCAACUGCUCCUUGUGACUUUCAGUCAUGCAUUUUAUACACUCAGUAUUAGUUUUUAUAUAAAUGAAAAUUUUCAAUCUAUACCCAUUAUGCUUAAUGACACUAAGGACAAUUUUUAGGUAGUUUUUAUAAAAAUGUCACAGGGGCUUCCUCAAUUUGUGUUUUUUAAUCUUUUUGGUUUACAUGAGGCCUAUACACAAGGUCCUGUCAAGCUGGAGGAGUUUGCAUUAGUUAAACUGAGGCCCAAUGUCUAAACUGUAAGAUCAUUACUAAGUUAUUCUGAAUAAUGAAUCCUACAUAGGUUUGUAGGGAGGGAAGGAAAGAGUAAAAAUUAAUCCCUUUUGGCACAUCAUGCUAGUUGUUUCCUCAUGGACCAAGCCAACUCUGGACAUAUUCCUGGAGGUGCCAGCAAAGGAUCUCCUGCCUCCAACUGCCUUUUCUCUCUCACUCCUGGUAUUGGUUGCCCAACGUGUCCACACCCACAGGGCACUGCCUUCCUGAGGCCAAUUGAAAAGCAAAUAGACUCCUUCAUUACCCAAUUGGAUGAUAGGUGACUAUUGGUCAGAUGACCUUUCUUCCUCUGUGAACAAUAGGGUUCAAAGAAAUGUUAUCUUUCGUAAAAGCACCAUUUUGCUGAAUGACCUGAUGAUUUUUCUCCUGGGGUUUGCCCCGCUGCUGUCUCAGAAACUAGGCUUUAUUCUUGGAGAGUCCAGGACAAUCCUGGCAGGUUGGCAAACCUAGGACCAAAUGGGUAGAACUUUCUUAAAUUAAUUGUCUUCCUCCUUUCUCCAUUUUCAAGAGAGGACAGUGAACUUCUAAUCUUUAAAUAAAAAAAUGACAAGGUUUGUUUAAAUAUAUAUAUGUAUAUGGGUUACUACUCUGUUGGACCUAGUUGGUGCCCUCUGCCACUUUUCUUCAUUGAGGGUUGCCAUCUUAUGCCCAGCCCAAAGCCAGAUAGGGUGGGAGGAAAGUUGACUUUAACUUUGCUUGACGUUUCAUUACUUUUUUUAAAAUAGAUCCUCCAUUUUACAGGAAAGUACUGGGGGUGGGGAGGUUCUACAUUAAACAUAACUUUAGAAAAUUCUAGAUUGUAACAAGCAGUCCACUCAGAGACUAAAUAUGUUGCUGGAUAGAGAGACAUGUUACUGAAGCUUUUUGUCUUUAAGAUAAUCAGUUGAGCUUGUAAUGCGGCUUAUUUACACUUGCUAGAAGUGACGGACAUUCACAAGCAGGGACCCGUUCUCUGCAAACAAUUUUUGCUCUUUUUUUAAAUUACCCAGGAUCUGUAGUUCCCCGUUGCUUUUUCCAUGGCAGCACCUUGGCCAAUGAGAGUCGACUUUCCAAUCAGCACCCUUUUCUCCUGUAGUAUAAAUUGGUGUGAUUGUUUGAAAUUUGGCAUUCUUGUGUUUGUCCUGAUGAGCGCAAGAUGAAAAGUUGCAGAAACAUGUCUCUCCUUUCAGCAAGAAUCAGGUCCUGUACUAUCAAGUGGCAAACUGAACAUAGUGGCAGCCCUAAGUCCAUGGACCAAUAGCACGUUACUGCUUUUAUGGAAUAUGUUUUUAGAAACAAGUUUUGCACCUUUCAUUGUUGGUUGCAGCAGAGAGGCCCACAUUGUUGUCGUCCUCACAGAAAAAUGAGGAAAUUCUUGAACGGUCUCCACGUGAAGGGGAGACCUUUUAAUCCAACUCACCGGGCAGGAAUUCCACAGGACAGGAGAGCUGGUUCUACAUCCUCCCGAUGAUUGAUUUCAGUGGAAAUUGAAAUCGGGAGGGAUGUAAACACAGCAUCACACCGGAUCUCAUUGCUUUCUCGAUGGGCAGAUUGGAUUAAAAUUGCCCCUCUGAUCCCCACUGACGUAAAGUGUGUUGAACUUUUAAUAAACCACUUGGGGGGAGGGGGGCCAACAGCAGAUGGGAGGCACAGCAAUGCAGAUUAAGAUUACAGUUAGACCCAUUGUUUUUCCUCCACAGCCCCCUGGUUCUGAAAUUGUUUAAUUUACAUUGGUAGAUGUGUGUUUAAAAAAAGAACCCAUUCAUUCCUACAAUAACUUUAUAUAGUGCGUACAUAAAUGGGGAGGGACCAGUUCACUCAAUUGGCUAGCAUGUGGAUCAGAAUAACGCCAACAGUACGGGUUCAAAUCCAACUCUGGCUGAGGUAGACUUGGGAUCUACUUUCUCAUCUGCCCUGUGCUUAAUGUGGAGUUGUGCCCUUCAAGCUAAACAGCCAAUUGUCUCUCUGUAAUAGAGAGAGAUGCCUAUGAUUCCUUGUGGACUAUGGCUAAUUCCCUACCUACCAAGAGAAAUGGGACUUUGCUCAAAAUGAGCACUGAGUCUUGACUGGCAUACGUAAUCCUUAAGAUAAAUUACUUAAAAGUAUAAGCGGAUUUAAAAGCCCGAGAGAAAUAGCCAGUGAGAAUUAGCAGUCAGUGAAUUUUAAUGCAGAAUUUUAGUCUAGUGAAUUAUUGUUUGCAAACCUUGAUGAGUUUGGACUUGAUCAAAAUACUAAUUUAUACAAGAGACUGGAGUAUGUAGUUUAUUAUGAAAUAUGAAAAUUGGAAGCCUGUUCUCCAUUUUAAUAAAGGUGGUUUAUCAUGACUGGUAGAUCUUGUGUAGUUGAAUGUACUAUAAGAUUCAUCAGUCCCAAAAAGAUUGGAUUUUAUUGGCAUCAAUGGCAAUUUGAUAAGUAGAUGAAUAAAACCUUUAUUACAGGACUGGAGUGCGUGUAGAUUGUGAAAUGGAAAAGAAUCAUGAGACCCACAUCCCAAGUCAAUAACUUUCAUUAUUGAUGUUGGGCAUCGAAUGAUACUGUGAAAAAUGUACAUUCUCCUGAACUGAUUGUACCUUAUACACUUUUUAAAAGAAAAAAACACUUCUGUAUAAACCUUUUGUUUUGUGUUCAUGUCGGAGUGUAAUCAUAUUUGAUAUGCCUCUUUCAUAAUAAAAUUAAGAUUUGGAAACGA
Molecule: messenger RNA, 4647 nt
Organism: Carcharodon carcharias (great white shark)
Lineage: Eukaryota; Metazoa; Chordata; Chondrichthyes; Lamniformes; Lamnidae
Product: UDP-glucose 6-dehydrogenase-like
Exons: 12
Coding region: 199-1686 (495 amino acids)
Biological process (GO): glycosaminoglycan biosynthetic process
Cellular component (GO): cytosol; nucleus
Molecular function (GO): UDP-glucose 6-dehydrogenase activity; NAD binding
Source: RefSeq, a predicted model, not a curated record